AGGACAGAAAGAGAUGGACAACCGAUCUCACGAUGUUCCACUCGACUUAGACAAUGAUUCAGGGAAAGAUGCCAAGGAGGAACUCAGAGAUUACCUGAAGAAGAGAAUUCUCAAAGAUUAUAAAGAUCAGAAUCAAAAUGAGAUUGACACAGAACUCUUUCUGAUAAAAGCUGUCGAAAGCAAGAAAGAUGAAACACAAAUUCUAAGAGGUUACAAUGAAAUAUUUGAACCUUCGAAGACAAACAGAAUGCGUACAGUUCUAAUGAAGGGUGAUCCUGGUAUCGGCAAAACACUUCAAAAAGAGAUGUUAAUGGUUGAUUGGGCAAAAGGAAACUCCAACAAAGACAUAGACUUGAUUGUGUCAUUUAAUUUCAAUCAGCUAAAUUCAAAAAGAAGCAAAUCUCUUAGCAUGGAAGAUCUGCUUAAGAGUUUCUUCAGUGAUAUUAAACCACGACAAGUUCCCACCUAUGACAAGUAUAAAAUAAUUUUUAUCCUUGACAGCCUGGAAGAAUGUAAACUUGAUCUUGACUUUGAAAAAGACAAGGACCUGACUGACAUAACAGAGCAAGCCUCAAUGGAUGUGCUGCUCAAAAGCCUCAUCAAGGGGACGUUGCUUCCCUCUGCUCAACUGUGGAUCAUCUCUCAACCUUCAGGAGUCGACAAGAUUCCCUCUCAAUAUAUUCAGAAAGUGACAGAAUGUCGAGAGACCUUGAAGCGCCGACAGCAGCUGGUAUCAAGCCUGAAGAAAAGAUUUUGUGGAGAAUACUCUCAAAAUGAAGACAAAACUCAUCGUAACCAGAAAUACACUGAACACAUUAUUAGAGAAAAAUGUGUUGGUGACGCCAAUGAUGAAGAGAAAAAUGGAAAGCAAAAAUCAUUCAAAGAAGUGAAUGACACAUCUGAAAUCUUCAGAUGUGAAAAAGGAAAGGAGAUAAAAACUGUCCUUACUAUAGGAGAACCUGAUGUUGGAAAAACCUUCCACGUAAAGAAGUUCAUUCGAAAAUGGGCAGAAAAUAAUGAUAAGAAAUCAGUUUCCACUUCGUUUUGGACCCGCUUUGUAAAAGCGAAGGAUGAUGGAGAUCUUAUAUUUCCACUGGACGUCUUAAAACUUAAUGGGAUAAAAGAGGAAAAAAUCAGCUUGGUGGGACUUCUUAAUCAUUUAUUCAAGGAGACCAAAGAAUCUGUCAUAUCUAACUACGAAAAUGUCAAAGUUUUAUUUGUCUUGGAUGGACUGGACCGUUAUCAACGAUGUCUUGACUUCAACCACAGUGACAUUUUGACAGAUGUCCUACAGCCAGCCUCAGUGGAUGUUCUGCUGACAAACCUCAUCAGAGGAAGUCUGCUUCCUUCUGCAAAGCUCUGGAUAACCUCCCAAUCUUGCUCCCUGCCUGAUGAGUCAUAUGACAGGAUGACAGAAAUACGAGAGAAAGAUGCCAAGGAGGAACUCCGUGAUAACCUGAAGAAGAGAAUUCUCAAAGAUUAUAAAGAUCAGAAUCAAAAUGAGAUUGACACAGAACUCUUUGUGAUAAAAGCUGUUGAAAGCAAGAAAGACGAACCACAACUUCUAAAAAGUUACAAUGAAAUAUUUGAAGCUUCGAAGAAAAACACAACACGAACAGUUCUAAUGAAGGGUGUUCCUGGUAUUGGCAAAACAUUUCAAAAAGGGAAGUUAAUGGUUGAUUGGGCAAAAGGAAACUCCAACAAAGACAUGGACUUGAUUGUGUCAUUUAAUUUCCAUCUGUUAAAUUCAAGAAUAGGCAGAUCUCUAAGCAUGGAGGAUCUGCUUAAUAGUUUCUUCCGUGAUAUGAAACCACGAAGAGUUCCCACCUAUGACAAGUAUAAAAUAGCUUUUAUCCUUGAUGGCCUAGAAGAUUGUAAAUUUGAUCUUGACUUUGAAAAAGACAAGGACCUGACUGACAUAACAGAGCAAGCCUCAAUGGAUGUGCUGCUCAAAAGCCUCAUCAAGGGGACGUUGCUUCCCUCUGCUCAACUGUGGAUCAUCUCUCAACCUUCAGGAGUCGACAAGAUUCCCUCUCAAUAUAUUCAGAAAGUGACAGAAUGUCGAGAGACCUUGAAGCGCCGACAGCAGCUGGUAUCAAAACUGAAGAAAAGACUUUGUGGAGAAUACUUUCAAAAUGAAGAACAAACUCAUCUUAACCAGAAAAACACUGAACACAUUAUUAGAGAAAAAUGUGAUGGUGAAACCAAUGAUGAAGAGAAAAAUGGAAAGCAAAAAUCAUUCAAAAAAGUGAAUGAGACAUCUGAAAUCUUCAAAUGUGAAAAAGAACAGAUAAUAAGAACUCUGCUUACUAUUGGAGAACCUGGUGUUGGAAAAACCUUCCACGUAAAGAAGUUCAUUCAAAUAUGGGCAGAAAAUAAGAAAUCACUUUUCACUUGGUUAUUGACCCGUUUUGUCACAGCAAAGGAUGAUGAAGAACUUUUAUUUCCACUGGACGUCUUAAAACUUAAUGGGCUAAAAGAUAAAAAAAUCAGCUUGGUGGGACUUCUUAAUCAUUUAUUCGAGGAGACCAAAGAAUCUGUCAUAUCUAACUAUGAAAAUGUCAAAGUUUUAUUUGUCUUGGAUGGACUGGACCAGUAUCAACGACGUCUUGACUUAAACCACAGUGACAGGUUGACAGAUGUCCUACAGCCAGCCUCAGUGGAUGUGCUACUGACAAACCUCAUCAAAGGAAAACUGCUUCCUUCCGCCCAGCUCUGGAUAACCUCCAGAUCUUGUUGCUCCCUGCCUGAUGAGUCAUAUGACAGGAUGACAGAAAUACGAGAGAAGCCUGAUGUCACAAGUCAAAAGAAAGUCAAAUCUCAGCUGAGGGAGCAAUUCACCUGGGUGUCUGAAGGGAUUGAUAAGGACAAAACCUCUUCUCUUCUGAAGGAUGUCUUCACAAAUAUCUACAUCAUAGAGGGACAGAGGGGAGACGUCAAUGCUCAGCAUGAGGUCAGACAGGUUCAGGAUGCAAAAUUCAAACCAGUAACAGAAGAAAAGCCCAUUAGUUAUCAUGACAUCUUCAAUCCUGGAUGUGAAAAUAUACCAAUUAGAACUGUGCUAACCAUUGGAGUGGCAGGCAUUGGAAAGUCUUUUGCAUCAAUGAAGUACAUGCUGGACUGGGCUGAGGGUCAAGCCAAUACACACAUAAACUAUAUAUUUCCUCUUCCUUUCCGGGAGUUGAAUUUGCAAAAAGACAGAGAGCAGAGUUUCGAAGAACUUCUUCAUCAGUUCUUCCCUGCUAUGAAGAAAUCAGAAAUAAGCAACUAUGAAAAGUACAAAGUGCUGAUUGUCCUGGAUGGCUUCGAUGAAUGUCGCCUUGACCUAGACUUCAGUCAAAAUAUGGAUUUGACUGAUGUGAAAAAGAAAACCUCCGUGAAUGUUCUGCUUGCAAACCUUAUCAAAGGAAACUUGCUUUCUGCAGCUCAAAUUUGGAUCACCUCCCGACCUGCAGCAUCCAGUAAUAUCCCUGCUGAUAAAGUUGACCGGGUUACAGAGGUACGAGGAUUCAAUGAUGACCAGAAGGAGGAGUACUUCAGGAAGCGAUUCAGUGAUAAGGAUCUACUUAUGCAAAUCUUGUCACAUGUCAAGAAAUCAAGGAGCAUUUAUAUCAUGUGUCACAUCCCAGUCUUCUGUUGGAUUACUUCAAAAGUUCUGGAGGACUUUGUGAUUCGAAAGCAAGAAGAGGGCCUGCCCAAGACGCUGACUGACAUGUAUCUUUGCUUUCUUUUGCUGCAAUGCAGACAGGCUAAUGUGAAAUAUGGUGAUGAGGAGACAAGUGGGAGUUCUGAAACAGAUUCAUGCUGGAAUACAAGGCACGAAGACACAAUCCUAUCUUUGGGAAAACUGGCCUUCGAGGAACUGGAGAAAGGAAACCUUCUCUUCACUGAAGAAGACCUGACAGAAUGUGGUAUUGACAUAGAAAAAACUGCAGUGUUCUCUGGAUUAUUUACUCGGGUUACACGAGAAGGUUGUGGACAGUACCAGAAGAAUUUUUUCUGUUUUGUCCAUUUGAGCAUUCAAGAGUUUCUGGCAGCUUUUUUUGUGUUUCAUGAGUUCAAUAACAAAGGAGAAAAUCUGCUGUCAAGACCCACCUCAGUGGUUGCAGACUUGUCUGCAUCGUACUUCUACAAGAGAGCUGUGGACAAGGCUCUAGAUAGUGAAAAUGGAGACUGGGAUCUAUUCCUUCGCUUCCUGCUUGGUCUCUCUCUGGAAACAAAUCAAAGUUUACUGAAAGACCUUCUGAAAAAGACGGAACAUAACAAAGAGACCAACAAGGAGACAAUUAACUACAUCAAAGGCAAAAUUAGUGAAGAGAUCCAGGAUUCGGAUAAAAACCUCAAUCUUUUCCACUGUUUGAAUGAGCUGAAUGACCAGUCCCUUGUUAAAGAAGUGAAAAAGAAGAUGCUGUCAGAGAAGAAGGCAUUUGAAAAUUUCUCUGCCUCCGAGUGGUCAGCUCUGACUUUUGUGCUGCUUAUGUCCGAUGCAAACCUUGAUGUGUUUGAUCUGAAAAAGUACUUGAAAUCAGAAAAAGUUUUUCUGGGAAUGUUGCCAGUGGUCAAAGUCUCCAAAACCACCUUGCUGAGUUGGUGCAAGCUCUCUGAGGAGUCCUGUACAGGUCUAACAUCCUCAGUCCUCACUUCCACGUCCUCUAAUCUCAUAGAGCUGGACCUGAGUCAUAAUGACCUGCUGGAUUCAGGAGUGAAGCUACUUGCUAAUGGCCUAAAGAGUUUACAAUGUAAACUAGAGCAUCUCAAGCUGUCAGGUUGUCAGGUGACAGAGGAAGGCUGCUUUGCCCUCGCCUCAGCUCUGGAUUCCAACCCAGCUUCCCCCCUGAAAGAGCUGGAUCUCAGUUACAAUCAUCCAGGAGACAGUGGGUCGAAGAGGCUCACUGCCAUAGUGGACGAUCCAAAAAGGAAACUGCAGACAUUGUGUUUGGACCAUGGUGGAGCACAUCGGUUGAAGGCGGGAAUGAAGAAAUAUGCUGUAGAUUUGAAGUUUGAUGAAAACACAGCCAGCAGGCGACUUGUUUUUUCUGAAUCAAACAGGAAAGUACGAACUGUAAAGACAGUGGAGGAGAAAGUUUCACGACCUGCAAAUGAUCGCAGGUUUAAGAGGUCUCAGGUGUCUGUUGAGGAGGGCUUGAAAGGCCUUUGCUACUGGGAGGUGGAGUGGAGGGGGGAAGUUGGCAUCUCAGUGGCAUAUGGAGAAGUGUCUAGAAAAUGGGACAGCAGUGGUGGCCUAGGAUGCAACAAGAUGUCCUGGAGUCUUUGCUGCUCAAAGGCUGGGUACAAAGCCGUACAUGGGAAAGAAUCCACACUUAAAAAGUUGUCCUGUUGCCAAAAAAUAGCAGUGUUUCUGGAUUGGGAGGGCGGCAGUGUGAGUUAUUACAGUGUGACAUCAGAAGAGUUGAGUCUUAUACACACCUUCUCUGCCAAGUUCACACAACCGCUCUUCCCCAGCUUCUGGUUCAGGAAGGGCUCUGUGACUUUGUGUGAGAUCGACUGAAGGACUCAUGAUGGGAGGAGCUGAGGACCUGAUGCCCUGCUGAGCAUUUAGGGUUGUAAAAGCACAAGUGCAUCAUUUCAGUUCUUUAACAAUAAUAUGUCACGCUGUUCUUGUUCAGUUGUUCAUACUGAAAGUCAAUAUUAACAGUGUAAAGGAAGAAAUGAAGUUAGAUGACACUGACAGCCUUUUUUUUUCCAACUGGUUUUAUGCAAACUUUUACAUUGUUACAUUUCACGUUUACUUAUAAUGAUCAUUGUGUUUACAUUUUUUUUGGUGAUACGUCAUAGGGCAGCUAUUCAAGAAGAAGUGUCUAUGGGUGGUUAUUUUGUGAGUAGCUCCAAAUUGUAAAAAUAACCAUGCAGGAGCAGAUUUCAGUUUUUAUGCUCCACAGAUCUGGAAUAAAUCAGAGCUACCUCUACAAAUCUAUUGUAUUUGAUUGUCUGUUUUGUUUCCAUCAUUUCGUAAAUGCUCUGUGUUUUAUGGGACUUGUAUGUUGAUAUAAAGCACUUUGAAGUCCCAUUGUGCUAGAUAAAUAAUAAUAAACUUGCCUCACAUAAUGUAUUAGUCGAUAUUUUAACAUGAAUCUGCAAAAUAACUAUUAACUAAAGUUAGAAGGCGUAAAAAAAAGACUAGUUGCCCCAGAGGUGAAGUGAAGUAUAAACUAGCAUAAACAUAUAAUGAUUAAAUUGAAUGACAUUGUAUAUAAAGUGGAGGAGCUGAUUAGAAUAAAGCCCUGUCCCAAUUCAUCCAUUAGCCCUAACACUUGGCCCUCCCCCUUUGUUCUGUGUAUGGCCAUGAAGCUGGAUGUAGGAGUAGUGGACAUCUAGCCGUUCAAACACCCCUUCAACCAUAGUGUAUUCAGGAGCCCUCAGAAACAAAGGGGUAGACCAAUCAAUUUUACAAACUCAUACUAAUAGGAGGCAGAGACAUUUUUAUUUUUAUUUUUUAAAGCUGUGGCCUAGGGGAAGAGUGGUCGUCCACCAGCAAGAUGGUUGGCAGUUCAAUCUUCACUCUUCCCCAUCUGCAUGCCGAAGUGUCCUUGGGCAAGCUACUGAACCCCUAAAAAUGAACCCUCAUAGAUGUUGAAUGCACUAAUUGUUAGUCGCUUUGGAUAAAAGUGUCUGCCAAAUGACAUGUAAUAUAAUGUAAUAAUUGACAAACUUUCAUAUCUCUGUGCUCUCACUCACAUGCAUCAACGUGGGGACCUCACCUGGAGUGACCAGCCUCCCAGCACUGCAAUGCAAAUUUCUCCAUCGUGGAAGUAAUAAAGGAUUAUCUUAUCUUUUUGGCACUCAGCUUCACUGAAACAUUAACUAAUGUAGAAAUUAAAAGCAACACAACCAUAGCUAUUGUGCACAAUGCCACAGUCGGCACAGUUCAUUUUAAUAUGAUUAAAUGUUUCCUUCCCACAAACAUAGCACAGAGAAACUGUCAAGUACCUUGAACAAAAUAAUUACAAAUGUCACCCCAAACAAGAAACUCUUACUUUGUCCAGGGCCAAUCAACUAAUUAUGCAGAGUGAUGCACUUAAAACAGACACAGGUCCAAUGCAUAUUUUCAAAUCUCUAUUUACAAAAGCAGAAAUCAAUGUACAAGGUAUCAAUUCAUUAUUCAAAUGCAUCUUCCAAAAAAAUAAAUAAACACGUGCUUUAAAAGCUAUCAGUACGUUUGAAU
Messenger RNA from Platichthys flesus (European flounder), 7183 nucleotides. RefSeq lists its product as uncharacterized. The record is from RefSeq and is a predicted model, not a curated record. The transcript has 10 exons. Bases 14 to 5509 code for a protein of 1831 amino acids. NCBI's taxonomy places the organism in Eukaryota, Metazoa, Chordata, Actinopteri, Pleuronectiformes, Pleuronectidae. Gene Ontology annotation, molecular function: protein binding.